Molecule: messenger RNA, 1923 nt
Organism: Thermothielavioides terrestris NRRL 8126
Lineage: Eukaryota; Fungi; Ascomycota; Sordariomycetes; Sordariales; Chaetomiaceae
Exons: 1
Coding region: 387-1892 (501 amino acids)
Biological process (GO): pyrimidine ribonucleotide biosynthetic process; 'de novo' pyrimidine nucleobase biosynthetic process
Cellular component (GO): cytoplasm; mitochondrial inner membrane
Molecular function (GO): dihydroorotate dehydrogenase activity
Source: RefSeq, a predicted model, not a curated record
CCUGGAGGAAGCCCCAGCCAUCGGCCAGGUCGCCGCCUAGAGGACGAGCAUGGAUGAACGCGUGUUUGUUCGGCUCAUUAUAUCCUAAAGAAGAGCUUGCGAUAGACUUGGGGGAUCCAUUGGAGAUAGACUUUGGCGGUAAUUGGCGUUAGGUUUGUUUUUGGUCGAGAGAGCACUCACUGCCUCUGUCUUGUUCUUGAAUCGUUCCACUGCGGGGCCGACGCCACAGUACGGUCUCGAAUCUGACACGGCGCGGGAGCAAUUGACGCAGGAAAGGGACCGAGCUCCAGAAUUUCCAAACCCGAACACCAACAUCCAGCCGACCCUGGCCGCCGCUCGUUCUCCAAGCCAUUGAGCGCUGGUUCGCCCAGCCCUCGUCCCCAAAAAUGGCGGGCACGUAUUUGCGAGCCCAGCGCUCCCUCGCGCCCGCCCUACGACCGUUCUCUCGUGCGCAACCGAGACUCAACAAGCCCGUCCCGCGACGGGCGGCCUCGACCACCUCAACCUCCUCCUCGUUCUCCAGCCGAGCUGCCUCCACAGCCCGAAACAUCCUCGUCACCACCGCCCUAGCCGCUGCUGCUGGCCUAACCUACUAUUAUGUCACCGACACCCGCGCCUCCUUCCACCGGUGGCUCGUGCCCCCACUGUUGCGCAUUAUCUUCCCCGACGCCGAAGACGCCCACCACGCCGGCACCGCCGCCCUCAAAACACUCUACUCGCUUGGCCUGCACCCCCGCGAGCGUCCGUCCGCGUUGAAUUCGGACCCCGCUCCCAAUUCUAAGAAGAACUCGUCCUCCUCGUCCUCAUCUCCCGCCGCCAAUCCGCUCGCAGUCACGGUCUUUGGCGUGCCCCUCGCCAACCCGAUCGGCAUCUCCGCCGGCCUGGACAAAGACGCCGAGAUCCCAGACCCGCUCUUCGCACUGGGCGCUGGCGUCGUCGAGGUCGGCGGCUGCACGCCGCUGCCGCAGGCGGGCAACCCGCGGCCGCGCGUGUUCCGCAUCCCCGCCGUCGACGGCCUGGUCAACCGGUACGGGCUCAACUCGCGCGGCGCCGACGCCAUGGCGGCGCGGCUGCGCGAGCGGCUGCGCAGGUUCGCUAGGACGCUCGGCCUGACCGAGCGCGAGAUGCUGGACGGCGAGGCCGGCGACGCGCUCCCCACGGGCAGUCUGCAGCCCGGCCGGCUGCUGUGCGUGCAGAUCGCCAAGAACAAGGCCACGAAUGAGAGGGAUAUGCAGGCGGUCAUCAGGGACCAUGUGUACUGCGUGCAGAGGCUGGCGCCGUACGCGGACGUGCUGGUGGUGAACGUCAGCAGCCCCAACACGCCCGGGCUGAGGGAUCUGCAGGCGGCGGAGCCGCUGGCGCGGCUGCUCGGUGCUGUCGUGGACGAGGCAAAGCGGACACACCGGAAGGUCAAGCCGAGAGUCAUGGUCAAGGUGUCGCCGGACGAGGAUGAUGAUACCCAGAUAGAGGGCGUCGUGCAGGCGGUGUGGAUGAGCGGCGUAGAUGGGGUGAUUGUGGGCAACACGACCAAGCGCCGGACCGGGUUGGUGCCGCAGGGGGUGAAGCUGACGGGCAAGGAGCAGAGGGCGCUGGCCGAGGAGGGAGGUUUCUCCGGGCCGGCCAUGUUUGACCGGACGCUGAGCCUGGUUGCGAGGUACCGCAAGAUGCUCGACAGCUACUCGCUCAAGGCUGCCGGGGUCGACGGCGCUUUCCCGCCGCAGAAGGUCAUCUUUGCGACCGGCGGCAUCACCAAUGGUGAGCAAGCGUUGAAGGUGCUGAAUGCCGGCGCCAGCGUGGCCAUGGUCUACACUGGCCUGGUGUACGGGGGCUCCGGCACGAUUACGCGGAUCAAGAAGGAGAUGCAGGAAAAGCUCGCCGUGACGGCUGCAUGAGGCGACCGGGCUGCCCUGGUUGGCACGCUUG